GUGAGACCCACUCGAAGCGUAAGAGAUACACGAGCAAAUGAGCCAACAUCAGAAUGUGGCUGGCUGAAGUUUGGCAGGUGCGUUUAGAAGCCAAUGCUAUUGCUUGCGUUGUCUUGCAAAGGACCGGAAGAGCUAAUUCUCAAGCAUGUUGGAAAGAGUUUGGAGUAUUUGGGAACUGAAGCGAACAACAUCUCUCAACAUUGGACAAGACAGGCGUUCGGGUGGCCGAAGCGCCGAGCCGCCGCCAGGCCCAGGCUGGACGGUAUUUGUUUGCGCAGAGCAGAGCCUGCAUUAUCAUUACAGAUCCUGCCCGAUCACAGGUCAGCCCAACAUGAACACUUCAGGUUCCGAACGAUGGUAUGCGCAAGACAAUCGGAGCGCGUCUGUUCCGUGAUUCUGGGCCGCCGCGCUUCCAAAGGCCCAAGGAGCUGGUCUAUCCACGAUCCACUGCCAGCGUUGAAAGCACUCCCGGGUGCCCAUGAAGCCACGGUAAUAGAGGCGCGGCCAACUCUGCCCGCUCAAAGUCAAGGUCAUCUGACCUCUAUGGGAAUCUCUGUCCCCUCGCCAAUCAACCACUCGGGGGGCUUCCGCGGUCUUGGGCAGACAGGGUUGCCUGGCCGUCAGAAAGUCUUGCUUUUUGCUCAGGCAGGCUAUCUCGAGGAUUAGGUCUGUUUUCUGUAAGUGAGAAGAAGGUCAAAGCAAGGGUCUUCUCCAACGACAAAAAUCUGUGCCUGUGAGAGCAAAAAUAUGCCUUCCCCAAGCUUGUUUUCUUUCUUCUUUCUGUCAUCAACAAGCGUGCGAGCUGCAGCACACCAAACAGCACUCAUCCGAAAACCGCCGCAACCAUACACCCUCCUCGCUCUCCUUCCCAUCGAGUCUAAAUUUGGACCACACACUUUUGGGAGACUUCACGGGCAGCAGCAACUAUAGGCAGGCCCCGAGACAACCGAAACAUUAGGCGGGGGUGGAGGGGGGCAGGU
Molecule: messenger RNA, 980 nt
Organism: Colletotrichum phormii
Lineage: Eukaryota; Fungi; Ascomycota; Sordariomycetes; Glomerellales; Glomerellaceae
Exons: 1
Coding region: 94-666 (190 amino acids)
Source: RefSeq, a predicted model, not a curated record